This is a messenger RNA of Saccoglossus kowalevskii, 465 nucleotides long. RefSeq names its product putative methyltransferase DDB_G0268948. Gene Ontology annotation, molecular function: S-adenosylmethionine-dependent methyltransferase activity. The record is from RefSeq and is a predicted model, not a curated record. Lineage: Eukaryota; Metazoa; Hemichordata; Enteropneusta; Harrimaniidae.
AUGGCGGAUUUAGUGAGCGGGAGGGUCGUAGCACGUACCCUAAAUCCGUCGGCACCCAUGGUGCAACGGAAUGUACCGCGGAAAGUGGCCUUGGAUGUUGCUUGUGGAACAGGUCAAAGUUCAAGAUUAUUCGGCAAAUAUUUUGAAGAGGUGAUAGGUUGCGAUGUCAGCGGUACUCAGAUUACCGAGGCACAGAACACAGAAAAAAUACCGAACAUCACGUACAAAGUGGCGCCAGCUGACAAACUUCCCACUGAACGUGAGAGUGUUUCAUUGGUGACAGUAUUUCAAGCCAUACAUUGGUUCGAUCAACAGCAGUUCUUUCAGGAGGCUGAGCGGGUCCUCGUCCCGGGAGGAUGUUUGUGUGUGUGUGGCUACGCUGCUCCACUGCUCUCAUACAAAGACAAGUCCGAAAAGCUGACAGACAUAGUAAAUACAGUACGUACCUGCUCCGUUUGUUUGUGA